GGAAAGCCAGAACAAGUGGGAAUAAUAUUUCACAGUUUCCACUGUCACCCACACACCACAACCACAGAGCGCAGCCCUCAGAACCUGAACCCUUUUCCUCUCUCUCUCUCUCUCUCUUCAACAAGCUAAGACCUCACAAACCCCAACGCCAUCACUUCCCCACUUCAAAGUUCUCUUCUUUUUCUAUCUUCAUCGUUUCCCAUUCCCUCAAUAAUGGACAAGAUCGUUGCUCUCUACAACCUUGAAGCUCGUGGCAUAGUGUGAACCCAACUUCAAAAGCUAACUCCUUUGCUUUGCGCUCUCUCUCUCUCUCUCUCUCUCUCUCUCUCUCUCUCUCUCUCUCUCUCUCUCUCGUACGUCUUCCUCUUCCGGAGGAUGGCCUGCCGGAAACUCAUCGCCGGGAACCUGGAUCCGCAGCGAAAGAGAAGUGGUGGAUUGAGGACUAAACAGGCGGGAAGAGGAUCAUGCCGUGGUAGUUAGGACUUUUUUGCAACACUCACCGGAAAAUGCAUGCUCAUCGGAUUUGAAGGUUUCUACUCUUUUCUGUUCUUAUCUUCUGUUGGUGCAUGCUGUUGUUGUUGUUGUUCUUCCUUUAAGGUCAGAGGAAGGAAAAAAAAAAGACUUUUUUUGUGUGGUUUUGAGAAUACCCCGUUGGAAGAAAGAUGGGGUUUUUGCUGAAAGAAGCUUUAAAGACUCUGUGCGGUCGGAAUCAGUGGUCUUAUGCUGUGUUCUGGAAGAUCGGAUGCAACAAUUCAAAACUAUUGAUCUGGGAAGAAUGUUAUUAUGAACCAUUGCCAUGUUCUUUCCCACAACCAAAUUUUGGGAAUGGAGAAGGAAGCUGGUUUUCUUCUGAGUCUCACUCGUCUCAGAUGGGGAUCCAAGAGGAGGACAGAGUUUGUUCUUUGAUUAACAAAAUGACAGUGAAUAAUUCAGUCAAUAUCGCAGGUGAAGGAAUAAUUGGACGCGCUGCAUUUACUGGCAACCAUCAGUGGAUUCUUUUCAACAAUUUCAGUAGAGAUGCAUAUCCACCUGAGGUAUAUGCUGAGAUGCAUCACCAACUUUCAGCUGGAAUGCAGACUGUUGCAGUGAUUCCUGUGCUUCCCCAUGGGGUUGUUCAACUUGGAUCUUUCUUGCCAAUAAUGGAGAAUAUUGGGUUUGUAAAUGAUGUAAAGAGCUUGAUCUUGCAACUUGGAUGCAUUCCCGGUGCCCUUCUAUCGGAAGAUUAUUCAGGAAGUCCUUCCAUUGGAAGAGCACUUGCUACUGGUGGCUUGCCUGUCUCUGUCAAACCACCUGCAAUUCCCUCACAUUGCAUUCCAUCAGUAUCUAAUGGUUCAAAUGAGCAAAGUAACCCAUCUCAUGUUUCAAGGCCAACUGUUCAAACACACUGUCCUAUAAGGGGAGAAAUGAAUAACUUCCAAGGUUCAGUAUUGACUCCCAAAACUAAUAACCUGAGCCAGAUAUCAAAUGGUUAUUGCCAACCAAAUGCUACUACAUUGAUUAAAACAAACUUUGCUGGCCAAAGUGAGAAUAGGGUUGUGGAGGCUGAAGUGAUACCCUCAAGCAGAGGUUCAUGCCUACAGCAGCCUUCUGUUUCAUAUAAUGCAAGAUCUGCAUUCAAUGGCUUAUCCAGUUUCGGUCAAUCAGUUCCAAGCGAUUGCAAUCUAAAAUAUAUGGAGCAACAAAUGAUGUCAGUCCUUGGGAAUCAAGGUCACAGUAAUCCUAGUAUAAAUGCAUCAAGUACAUUAAACAUGUCUCUACUAAAGACAGAUGGAGGCCAUAUACUUGAUCACAAUCAAAGUUCUAGCAGUGCUUCAUUACUUGCUGGAAUACCAAUACAUGGUGGGGUGAGUAGUCUUUUGAGGACAAGUCUUGUUACUGAUUCUGGUUUAAGAACUCCAGAUGUGUCCGUUGGUGAUUUAUCCGGAGCACAAGGCGGUGGGGUUGGAGUUAAAAGUGAUGGUUCAAGUGAAGCAGGUGGUUGUUCUCUGGCUAAUUUUUUCAGUCAUUCAGGUUCCUUUACUGUGCCUACGGAAGGUUCUGAUCAGAAGCUUCUCUCUGUAGAUGUGAAGGAUGUUCAUGACGCUUUACCUUCAAAGCCUGUGACUACCGGAGGUCAAAGCCCUGAUUUUGUCCAAGAUUGUGUUAAUAAACAUGUUACUGGUCGAUCUAUGGUGAAGAAUGUUAAACAAGAACAAGUUUGUGCUCAACCGUCAUCAGGUGAUGAUCUGUUUGAUAUUCUAGGAGCAGAUUUCAAAAACCAACUUCUGAGUGGAAACUGGGAUAAGUUGUUUGCUGUUGGAUCUGAAUCUAAUACAGAAAAUAUGGAUAAAAAGCCAACAUGUAUGAAUAUGCAGGGUAUGAACUCUGAUUAUUACUCUGCAAGUGAAGCAAUAUCAGAGAGUGACAUUUUUUCUGGGACAGGCACAGACCACCUCUUGGAUGCUGUGGUUUCAAAGACCAAAUCUGUCAUGAAACAGAAUUCUGAUGACAUGUCUUGCAGGACAACUUUGACAAGUAGUACCUGUUCAGUUCCCUCUCGUGCCUACAAGCCGGCUAUGCCUGAUCAUAUCCAGGGUGGGAUGUUUGGUAUUCCUAAGAGUGAGGGUAAAACAGGUGCUGUUGAAAAUUCCAUGAGGUCUGGAUGUAUUAAGGACGACGGUGGAAAGUGUUCCCAAACUUCUUCUAUGUUUGGGUCCCAACUUAGUUCAUGGGUUGAAAAUAGUAGCAAGCUUAAGCUUGAAAAUAGUGUUUCGACUGGAUACUCCAAGCGACCUGAUGAAGUUUGCAAAUCGAAUCGCAAAAGGCUUAAACCGGGAGAGAAUCCUAGGCCUCGACCUAAGGAUCGCCAAAUGAUUCAAGAUCGUGUAAAAGAGUUACGGGAAAUUGUGCCAAAUGGAGCAAAGUGUAGCAUAGAUGCACUUCUGGAACGUACCAUCAAGCAUAUGCUUUUUUUGCAGAGUGUGACAAAGCAUGCUGACAAGCUGAAACAAACUGGGGAUUCAAAGAUUAUCAGCAAGGAAGGUGGACUGCUUUUGAAAGACAACUUUGAGGGAGGGGCUACAUGGGCAUACGAGGUUGGCUCACAAUCAAUGGUUUGCCCUAUUAUAGUUGAGGAUCUGAACCAUCCUCGUCAGAUGCUAGUGGAGAUGCUUUGCGAGGAACGAGGUUUCUUUCUGGAAAUAGCUGAUUUAAUCAGAGGAUUAGGCUUAACUAUACUAAAGGGGGUAAUGGAAGCAAGAAAUGACAAAAUCUGGGCUCGUUUCGCCGUUGAGGCGAAUAGGGACAUAACAAGGAUGGAAAUAUUUAUGUCGCUGGUUCGGCUUUUGGACCAAACGGUGAAGGGAAAUGUGUCUUCAUCAAAUGCAGGUGACAAGAACAUGAUGGCAUAUCAAUCUUUUCCGCAAGCUACCCAGAUUCCGGCAACUGGUAGGCCUAGUAGUUUGCAAUGAACCACCAACCGGGAGCUACGUAUGGUUUCUUGGCAUGGAUGUGUUGAGAGCAAGUAUGAUAUGCGCUAGGCUUGCAAUGACUAACAUCAAAUCCAAUCCAUUCCAAUCCGAUCCAAAGUUUUCUGGUGGUGUUAACUUCUAACUCUCCCGUAUCUCAUAUCUGAUAAUGCUAAGUUAGUGAAGAGCACCUCAAAAUUAAUAAAUACGUACUCUCCCAUAUUGUAACUGUUUCCACAUGUUCCCUCCAACAUGUGAUGCUAUUAGUGAACUCUUAGGUGACUUGUGUUGUAUCCUUUAUUUUUUAGUGUGGAGGGUGGUUCUGGUAGUGAGUAUUUGGUAGCAGUUUGGUGAUAGAUUCAAGAUUUGAUGUAUAGAUAUUGUAGGAUGUGUAAGGAAGGGGGUUAAUGUGUACUUUAUACUCUUGAUUUUUCUAAUUAGGGCCCUAAAUUGGAAGUGUUAUAUCUAAAUACAUAAAAGCUUUAUGUGUGGUUUGUAAAUUA
Messenger RNA from Arachis stenosperma, 3949 nucleotides. RefSeq names its product transcription factor LHW-like. Gene Ontology annotation, biological process: regulation of DNA-templated transcription. The transcript has 10 exons. Lineage: Eukaryota; Viridiplantae; Streptophyta; Magnoliopsida; Fabales; Fabaceae. Bases 663 to 3449 code for a protein of 928 amino acids. Gene Ontology annotation, molecular function: DNA-binding transcription factor activity; protein dimerization activity. The record is from RefSeq and is a predicted model, not a curated record.